AUGUCCAAACAAAACCCAAAAGAGAACGAAAAGCUGCUGCUCAAAGAGAAGGAGGUGGACAAAGCCACGGCAAGGGAGGAACCACCCUUGCUGCAGUCCCCCCAAAGCUCCUACACAACCAAACUCAGGAAGGUACAAGUUAAUAUCCCACUUCUUGACGCAAUAAAGCAAGUUCCAAGGUAUGCUAAAUUCUUGAAAGAGCUUUGUACAACAAGGAGGAGGAUUUCAAACAAAGAAGUGGUUAACCACUUGAUAUUUCCAGCAGAUUUUUAUGUGCUUGAGAUGGAGGAUUUGGCCCAUUCUACACCAUUGCCAAUCUUACUUGGGACGACCUUUCAUGAAAACAGCCCGAACCAAGAUCGAUGUGUCAAGGGGACGUUGACAAUGGAAUUUGAUGGCAAUAUCAUUGAUUUCAAUAUUUCUGAAGCUAUAAGGAAUAUCUCGAAUCCCUAG
Molecule: messenger RNA, 453 nt
Organism: Prunus armeniaca (apricot)
Lineage: Eukaryota; Viridiplantae; Streptophyta; Magnoliopsida; Rosales; Rosaceae
Source: the annotation of a GenBank genome assembly